AUGAAAUCGUUCAGCUGUAACACCCUUUCGGUGCCUAACUGCCAUGCUACCCGAAGGAAGCACGAGGAUUGGGAUACCGCCAGGCUGCCCAAGCCUAGACAGUCGACAAACAGAGUUAUUAACCCUCAUGCACGUGCGAGCACGAGGGCUGGGAUACGGCCAGGUUGCCCAAGCCUAGACAGGGAAAGUCGAGAGGCAGAGGUCGGGUUCGAACCACGGACCUUCCGGUCAUCAAAUUUGCGCUCUUACCAUUCGAGUGUGGCUCACAGUUCGAGACUAGAAAAGAUUAAUUUGCAAAAGAGUUUAUUUGUCGCAAUCAGUCCAAUUUGGGUUCAAGUAGAAUAUAAGGUUGACGGAAACUCGGGGACUGCGCUGCGCCUACCUGAUGAUCCCCAAGAAGGGCAAAACCGGUCGUGGACAGUCAAAGAGUUUUCAACAACCUUAACUUUAGACUGCCGAAAAGUGGGGAAAUGUGCCAAACUGAAGAUACACUCAUUUGCAAACCAAUUUGGUUUUGCGAGAGACUCACCUGGGGCCCAGCUGAAACUCUUGUUUGUGAUGUUUCCAGGCAACUGA
Molecule: messenger RNA, 576 nt
Organism: Opisthorchis viverrini
Lineage: Eukaryota; Metazoa; Platyhelminthes; Trematoda; Opisthorchiida; Opisthorchiidae
Exons: 4
Coding region: 1-576 (191 amino acids)
Source: RefSeq, a predicted model, not a curated record